AGGAUGAACAGAGAGAGAAAUCUGUCUCCCAUCACACUGUCCAGCAGCUGAUUGUGGAGAAGGAGCAAGCGUUGGCCGAUCUGAACUCGGUGGAGAAAUCACUGGCAGAUCUCUUCAGGAGAUACGAGAAGAUGAAAGAAGUUCUGGAGGGGUUUCGGAAGAAUGAAGAAGUGUUAAAGAAAUGCGCGCAGGAAUAUUUAUCACGUGUCAAGAAGGAAGAGCAGAGGUAUCAAGCACUCAAAAUUCACGCUGAGGAAAAACUGGACAGAGCCAAUGCUGAAAUUGCACAAGUGAGAGGCAAGGCGCAGCAGGAGCAAGCGGCGUAUCAGGCCAGCCUUCGGAAAGAGCAGCUGAAAGUGGAUGCUUUGGAAAGGACACUGGAACAAAAGAAUAAAGAGAUAGAAGAAUUAACAAAGAUUUGUGAUGAACUCAUUGCCAAAAUGGGGAAAAGCUAACUUUUAACCAAAUUUCUGGACUUCGAUAUUGAGUGCAAUAUGACCAUUGGCACACUGAUGUCCAUACAUUUAUGUGGACAGGUUAUAUUUUCACUUUUCGUAUGCACUACUGUAUUUUCUUUCUAAAUAAAGUUGAUUUAACUGUAUGCAGUACUAAGAUGACUAUCAGAAUUUCUUGCUAUUGUUUGCAUUUUCAUAGUAUAAUUCAUAGCAAGUUGAUCUCAAAGUUCCUGUAUCAGGGAGAUUGUCAAAUUCUCUAAAAAAUUACAAAUUGCUGAUCCUAGCCUUCCCUUUGUACAUGAGUUCCCAUGUUGGAUGUCUUUUGGAUUUAAUAUAAACAUGUAUUACUUGCAUGGGGACUCUUGCCUUAAGGAGUGUAAACUUUAUCUGCAUUUGCUGAUUUGUAAAAUAAAAUGAAAAAUGAAAAAAAAAAUCGUACCCGAAAAUGCAUGUCACUUAAAUGAAAUUCUCUAUUGUAAAUAAAUUUUUUCGUUGAAAGUUGA
This is a messenger RNA of Mesitornis unicolor (brown roatelo), 958 nucleotides long. Its product is annotated as transforming acidic coiled-coil-containing protein 2-like. The transcript has 4 exons. The annotation marks the transcript as partial. The record is from RefSeq and is a predicted model, not a curated record. Gene Ontology annotation, cellular component: cytoplasm. Gene Ontology annotation, biological process: mitotic spindle organization; cerebral cortex development; cell population proliferation. Lineage: Eukaryota; Metazoa; Chordata; Aves; Mesitornithiformes; Mesitornithidae.